Menidia menidia (Atlantic silverside) is the source of this 772-nucleotide messenger RNA. The record is from the annotation of a GenBank genome assembly. NCBI's taxonomy places the organism in Eukaryota, Metazoa, Chordata, Actinopteri, Atheriniformes, Atherinopsidae.
AGAUACAAAAGCAGAGAGACAAUUUAGUGUUCUUUUGUUUUUAUUAUGUUCAGGUUCUGCACAAUGAAGACCAGACUAGGAUGCCUGUCCAAAAAAUCUGACUCCUACAACGAUUUUUCUGAGUUCCUGCCCCCUGCUCAUGAGACCACAGCCAGGUGUCUAAAACUGUCAACGGAUGAGGUUGUGCGAUGGUCUGAAUCGUUUGAUCACCUUCUAUCCCACAAAUAUGGGCUGGCUGCAUUCAGGACGUUUCUCAAGUCAGAGUUCAGUGAUGAAAACAUAGAAUUUUGGAUGGCGUGUGAGGAGUACAAAAAGAUCAAGAGCUCAACCAAGCUUGUGUCAAAGGCAAACAAAAUAUUUAAGGAGUUCAUUGAGGUCCAGUCACCAAGAGAGGUAAACAUUGACUAUCGCACCAGGGAAAAGACUAAGCAGAUCCUGGCAGAUCCUUCCCCAACCAGUUUUGACGAGGUCCAAGGCAAAAUCUACAGCCUCAUGGAGAAGGACUCCUACCCACGAUUUCUAAGGUCCAAGAUGUACCAGGACAUGGUCAACAGGGCUCAUGCGCAAGGUCAGCGGAGAUCUGUUUGACCAAAUCCGAAGAGCACAGCGGACAUAAAAGCGGACCUAUACACUGUAGAUCAUUCAUAACCCUUCGACAUUAUCUCUUAAUACUGUGAAUCACCAUUGGAGAGGAGACAUGCUUGAUUAUUUCUUUAAUCAACACCAUCUCCAUGCAUUCGGUCCCUUUAGAUACCUCUCUGUAAGUUGAGGA